GGAGGGCGCCGGGGCGCGCGGCGGGGCUCGGCAUGAGGAGUUUAUGGAGAUUUGGAUACUCUGCCAGACUACUGAAAACUAAUAAUUUUAGGACAGCUGCAUCAAAUCCAUCAUUUCCAGCAGUUUGGAUGCAAUAUUCUGGCAGAAUACCUGGUCUCUUUAUGGGAGUAAAAAAAACCAGUUUUUUUACCAUGCCUGAAACCGUGGAGGAUAAAACUCAUCUAGAACUCUACUCACCACAUCCCGAAGUGCGUGGGAUGACACAGCUCAACAGAGAAGCUUUCAAGAGGACAGUUGUUGUUCCAGCCCUCAAAGUCAAGAAAGAACUUGUGAAUACUUUGCUAAAGUCCCUAAAACACACAGUGCUGCAGCGUCCUGGCCUCAAGAGAGUGGUUGAGGAUCCAGAGAAUGAGGACAGUAGGUUUCUUCUUUUGGACCCUCAUAAACUACCAGAAUUCUCACUGGGAGAACCAGAGCAAGAGGUAUUAAAACAGCUUGGGGUUUGCCCCCAGGUGUCCAAGUAUAACCUCGAGCUGACUUAUGAGAACUUCAAGUCGGAGGAGAUCCUAGGAGCAGUCCUUCCUGAAGGUCAGGAUGUCACCUCUGGAUUCAGCCGUGUUGGUCACAUAGCUCACUUGAAUCUUAGAGAUCAUCAGCUGCCAUACAGGCAUUUGAUUGGCCAGGUUAUAAUUGACAAGAAUCCAGGAGUCACCUGUGUAGUGAAUAAAACCAACAUCAUUGACAGCACGUACAGAAACUUCCAAAUGGAAGUGCUUGCUGGGGAGAGCAACCUGGUAACCAAGGUCAAAGAAAAUAAUACUGUAUAUGAACUGGACUUCUCUAAAGUCUACUGGAACCCACGUCUUUCCACAGAACACAGCCGUAUCGUUGAGCUUUUGAAGCCUGGUGAUGUUCUUUUUGAUGUCUUUGCUGGGAUUGGGCCUUUUGCUAUCCCAGCAGCAAAGAAGAAAUGCCAAGUGUUUGCAAAUGACCUCAAUCCUGAGUCCUACAGCUGGCUCCUGCACAACUGCAAACUGAACAAAGUAGCCAACAAAAUAAAAGCCUUCAAUAUGGAUGGCAGGGACUUCCUCCUGGGGCCUGUAAGAGAAGAACUGAGUAAAGAGCUUUGGAAAGAAGAACAGAAAACCUCUUUUCACAUAGUCAUGAAUUUGCCAGCUUUGGCUGUUGAAUUUCUGGAUGUUUUCAGGCAUCUUUUAGUUGGGGAGCCCUGCAGCACUGCUGGCCUUCCCACGGUGCACUGCUAUGGUUUCUCCAAACACAAGGACCCAGCCAAAGAUAUUCAGGAGCGAGCUGAGGCUUCUCUGGGAACCUCCUUGGAUGGACACUGUUCCACCUACCUGGUCAGAAACGUUGCCCCAAACAAGGAGAUGCUGUGCAUCAGUUUCCAGAUCCCAGCAGACGUGCUGUACAAGAGGCCCUGCCCUGAUGAAGCAAAACCAGCCUCUAAACGUCUGUGCACCAGCAAAGAUUUUUCAGAAGAAAGGUUACCAAGGUGAAGACUGGAGUUACCUUAUUAAUUAUAAUCCAUACCCAGGGACACCUCUGAUUUACCCUUUGAAUUAUUUGAAGCACAUACACACAUGACCCUGCAGAGAUGUGCAGUGCUCCUGUGCAUCUUGCUUCCUGCCUUUACCUUUUCUUUUAAUUGUGGCACCAAUAAGCAGACUACAAAAAAAAAAAAUUAACCAGUUUGGGUUUUUUUUAAUCAUAGUAUUUUGGUAUUUUUCUGCUCUCUGUUGCCCCAUGGUAAUCAGUGACACAGACUGUGUUAGUUUUAUGCUGUGCUGUUUUGAUAAUGGGCGGUUUGUGGCUAAAGCUGAUUGUUAUGUUUUGUGGGGUCAGUCAAAACUUGUAUAACCCUUGUGCUGGAUUCACUCUGACAGAUGGUUCCUGUGUUUAAGAAUAUUGGGUUACUCUUAGCAGAUGCACAAAGCUCUUGUGUAGGCAAGAUAACCUUUCAAAAAUUUAAUCCAAGGUACAGAAAGGUCCAUGUAGCCAUUUUGUAUACUUCUUCCUGGGCUUUUGAGUAAAAAAGGGUUUUUUUUAACACUGAGGUUUCAUUAAGGAUUAGUCAACUCCUAACUUAGUGAUUGCCCAUUGAUACAGCAGGGAAAACUCCAGUGCCAUUUGCAAAGUUGCAGAUGAAGGACACACUCCUGUUGAAGCACUGGGCUGAAACCCAGCACCUGACUGAAGAAUCCUCUGACCUUAACCCCCCUCCUUCUGCAGUGAUGCUGCCUCUGCCCUUGUCCAGCUCUCCCCCUGCCUCCUGGCUGCACCCCUGCUGCCAGCCCUGGGCCAUCCCUCUGACUGGCUGCCUGUAUUCUGCAGGGAUUUGAGAAGCCUCUGCCUUUGAUUUCCUUUUCUCACCCAUCCAAACUAUUGUUGGGCAACGUCGACCACAAAUAGUUUAUUUGGACAGAGAACUUGGAUCACCCUCUCAGUUUCAGAUAUUUUCCCUCAGCCCAAGCUCACGCCCAGCAACUCGGUCACCAGAUGUUGGUCACCCUUCCCUGGCUCUGCUGCUCUGGCUCUGUCACUGUAUCCCCAUGUCCUGGUUCUCCCCAAAACACCACCAGGGCUGUGAAUUUGUUUUGCUUGUGGCUCCAUGUCCCAGCCUUUCCUGUGGCUACAGCCUCCAGAGCUUCUGUGCUGCUUCACAGCUUGGUUACUGCUGGAUUGCAUUUAUCAACCUGGGGGGGGGGGAUAUCAUCAUGUCUCACUCCUACUAUCCUGAAAGCAGUGGUACAGAUAUUGCUCUCCCGGCCUGCUGCUCCAGCCCUCCUGUUCCUCCACUGGCACAUCAAAUGGUUUUGCAGCAGCUUUAACCUGUUUGUCCUCCUGUCAGUGACAGGCACAGCCCUGCUCGUCACUGCUCCUCUGAGAGCAAGGGCUGGGCUGCUGUCCCCACCUGUGAUGCCAUCACUGCUCCUGUCACAUCCCCUGACACCAGUGUCCCUGGGCCUCCCAUCAGCCUUGGAAAGCUGCCCUUGUUCUUCUGAACCCUCCAUGCACUCUCCUGUGGCUGUAA
Messenger RNA from Calypte anna (Anna's hummingbird), 3052 nucleotides. RefSeq names its product tRNA methyltransferase 5 (gene TRMT5). Lineage: Eukaryota; Metazoa; Chordata; Aves; Apodiformes; Trochilidae. Gene Ontology annotation, cellular component: mitochondrial matrix; cytoplasm. Bases 33 to 1517 code for a protein of 494 amino acids. Gene Ontology annotation, biological process: mitochondrial tRNA methylation; tRNA N1-guanine methylation. The transcript has 5 exons. The record is from RefSeq and is a predicted model, not a curated record.